AUGGCACCUGUCGAUAUCGGUGUUUUUAUUCCCAUUGGCAACAAUGGUUGGCUCAUCUCGACCACCUCGCCGCAAUACAUGCCCAGCUUUGAGCUGAACAAGCAGAUUGUGAGCAAGGCGGAAAAGUACAACUUUGACUUUGCCCUGUCCAUGAUCAAACUGCGGGGUUUCGGUGGCAAGUCCGAGUUCUGGGACCACAACCUCGAGUCGUUCACGCUCAUGUCGGCCCUGGCAGCCGUGACCACCAAGAUCAAGCUGUUUGCUUCGACGGCCAUCCUGACGCUGCCCCCGGCGCUGGUUGCCCGCAUGGCGUCGACCGUUGACUCGAUCGCGCCGGGCCGCUUUGGCGUCAACAUUGUCACGGGCUGGCAGAGCGCCGAGUACACACAAAUGGGCCUGUGGCCGGGCGACGCCUACUUUGGCUACCGCUACGACUACGCCACCGAGUACGUGCAGGUCAUGAAGGACCUGUGGAAGGACGGCGUGUCCAACUUCCAGGGCAAGCACUUUAAGAUGGACGACUGCAAGCUGUCGCCCAAGCCGGCGCACGACAUCAAGAUCGUGGCCGCCGGCCAGUCGGGCCGCGGCGUCGAGUUCGCGUCAAACUAUGCCGACUUCAACUUUGCCAUGGGCACGGGCAUCAACACGCCGACGGCGUACAAGGACGCCACCAGCCGGCUGGUCGAGGCGGCCGACAAGACGGGCCGCGACGUGGGCUCGUACGUGCUCUUCAUGGUGAUUGCCGACGAGACGGACGAAAAGGCCCAGGCCAAGUGGAAGCUGUACAAUGACGGCGUCGACCACGAGGCCCUGUCGUGGAUGAGCAACCAGAGCUCCAAGGACACCAACGCCGACGCCAACUCGACGGCCAAGAACAUUAGCCUGCCCGAGGGCGCCGUCAACCUCAACAUGGGCACCCUCGUCGGCUCCUACGAGACCGUCGCCCGCCUGCUGGACGAGGCCGCUUCGGUCCCCGGUACCAAGGGUAUCAUGAUGACCUUUGACGACUUCCUGGUCGGUAUUGAGAACUUUGGCCAAAAGAUCCAGCCCUUGAUGAAGAGCAGAGAGGGAAAGUGCUAG
Molecule: messenger RNA, 1080 nt
Organism: Pestalotiopsis fici W106-1
Lineage: Eukaryota; Fungi; Ascomycota; Sordariomycetes; Amphisphaeriales; Sporocadaceae
Product: Pyrimidine monooxygenase RutA
Exons: 1
Coding region: 1-1080 (359 amino acids)
Biological process (GO): alkanesulfonate catabolic process; uracil catabolic process
Molecular function (GO): alkanesulfonate monooxygenase activity
Source: RefSeq, a predicted model, not a curated record